CGUGACACAGCUCAGAGUGACGCAUCCUCCCAUCAGCUGUUUUUGUUUUGCCUUGUGAAUAUUGAAAGUUAAUAAGACAAUAAUAACACAGUCGACUGACUGAAGUGAAACGGCUCUUUGGGGCUGUGUUAUCGUCCAUCUUCCGUGUCGUUCAGAUUCGGGCCGGUCUGCUCGGUGUGUGAUGUCUGCCACCUGAGCCAGCCCGCCCGGACAUUCCUCUCCCCCGAAGAGUGUGAGCGUGGCGCUUGGAGGGGAGCAGAGGAGGGGAAGCGGGGAUCGACCCGAGCCUAAGGCCUCCGACCUCGGCCAGCGAGAGGAGCGCGAAUUCGGCGGGUCGGAUGGAGUCCCAGGACGCACCGGACGGCCCCGCAGAGGACCGAGGCUUCAUCUGUGCUUCUUUUAACCAGGACACCACUUCUCUGUCAGUGGGCACCAAGGCUGGCUACCAGCUGUUUUCAGUCACUGCUGUGGAUAAGCUGGACUGCAUCCACGAAGGAGCACCCAGCUGUAUCCAGGGUCUUCCUCUUGUCCCUCUUCCAGUUGAAGGUCCGGAUGUGUAUAUUGUGGAGCGGCUGUUUUCCAGCAGCCUGGUGGUGGUGGUCAGUCUGUCCAUGCCACGGCGAAUGAACGUGUACCACUUCAAGAAGGGUACAGAGAUUUGUAACUACAGCUACUCCAACAACAUCCUGUCCGUCAGGCUCAACAGACAGCGGCUGGUGGUGUGCCUGGAGGAGUCGAUCUACAUCCACAAUAUCAAAGACAUGAAACUACUCAAGACCCUGCUCAACACACCCAUCAACCUCUCAGGUCUCUGUGCUCUGUCCGUCAACCACGGUAACUCCUACCUGGCGUACCCUGGCAGUGCCACCAUCGGAGAGAUCACAAUCUACGACGCCAACAACCUGAGCACCGUGACGCUGAUUCAGGCCCACGACAGUCCCCUGGCGGCCCUCACCUUCAACGCCUCCGGCACCAAACUGGCCAGCGCUUCAGAGAAGGGUACUGUUAUCAGAGUCUUCAGCAUUCCUGAAGGACAGAGACUGUUUGAAUUUCGGCGAGGGAUGAAGAGGUAUGUUAGUAUCAGUUCAUUGUCCUUCAGUGCUGAUGCCCAGUUCCUGUGUGCAUCCAGCAACACUGAGACGGUCCAUAUCUUUAAACUGGAGCAGCACAGCCCCAGCAGUCAAGACGAGGAGUCUCCUACAUGGUCAGCGUACGUCGGUAAAAUGUUCACAGCAGCCAGCACUUAUCUGCCCACCCAGGUGUCCGACAUGAUGCACCAGGACCGAGCCUUUGCGACUGUACGACUCAACAUGUUUGGCCUGAAGAACAUCUGCGCCCUGGCGACGAUUCAAAAGCUCCCUCGCCUUCUGGUGGCAUCAUCAGACGGAUAUCUCUACAUCUAUAAUGUGGAUCCACAGGAUGGAGGCGAAUGUGUCCUUGUACAAAAACACAGGCUGUUUGACUCCGGCGAGGAGCAGGUGGAAGAGAAGGAAGAGGAGAAUCCAGAGGAUGUUUCCCCCCAACCAGCUAGCCAAUCGUACGCUGCCACUGUGGCACUCCCUUCAACCCCACCCUCCUCCACCACUCUCAUGGGUUACUCUGAAGAUGGUGGAGCCCAGAAGGGCGAGGUAAUCCCAGAGCAUGAAUUCGCCGAGAGCCCCGUCUGCCUGGAUGACGAGAACGAGUUUCCCCCAGUCGGCAACUGACCAAGCCUCCCCCGUCACCCCCCACAACGAACCCUCCCCUCCCUCCGAACAAUCAGACUCACUUGUUUGGAGCAGGGAUGAUGGAAAAAAUAUAUAUUCCUGACGUGUUGAGACAUUCUGUCACCCCCACCCUCCCACAUGUACCUCUGCUGGCCUUGGGUCAAAAUGUGCCAGAGUGCUGUGUUUCUGUUUUCUGCUUCCCUCUUACUUUUUUGUAAGGAAUUUAAAAAAAACAAAAACACUAAAACAGCUUAAAAUACAACAACAAAAACAGGUUCAGAAUAUUUGAAGCUUUUUGCUCAGACAGAUUCAAAGCCUAUCUGUAGAGUCCCACUGUCAACUCCCAUAUUAUGCCAUAAAAUAACAGUUAAUAAUGUCCUGACAUCACAGUGACAUUAUUGUUGCACAACAGUUUCAUGUUAGCAAUUAGAUAGGCAUGUGAUUUGGUCCAGCAGAGUGUAGGUGAGCAGACUGAAUAUACCAAGGUAUUAAGAGGAGACAACAAGCAGGGCGGUAACUAAGCACCAGAUUCACAAAAAUGCUUUUAAGAGAGAUACUGAAGUUGCCUGAGAAGUAAUUUUAGCUGCUUCAUAAAAGCCAAGUGCUCUCCGCAAUAAUAUAAAAAGCUGUCUAAUCUUUUGAGUACAUUUUAUUUUCUGACAAAUCUUUGGAUCUAAAUAUUUAUCAUCUGGGCAUUUUUUGUCAAUCAGGCACCGGGACGUUUGGAGCUUAUCAAUGGGCGUUAAAUGUGUCACAUCUCAAAGAGAGAGGGGCCGAGAAGGAAAAGAUGCUGUAAACGUGAAACACUAUUUAAACCCUGAUACAUGCACUAAGUAUUAUAUGACAUGCAGUUUCGAUACUAAUUAUGGUAGCGACAGACGAGACUAAAAACCCGCAGUCACAAAUGUAACCUGAGGAUAUGUCCGGAGGAGUCGCCUCUGCGGUCGGAAGCGAACUGUGAAAGGCUUGAUGACGAGCUGUGCGCGAAAAAGUUACACAUCCCUGGAUUUCAGUGAUGUCCUGAAGACCUUUUUAUUUUCAAGACAUGAUGCUUAAUAUUAUGUUAACAUGUCCUGCUCAUUUUUACUUUGACGUAUGAAAUAUUAUUUUGCAAAAUGUUAAAAGUAUUACACAUCAAUGCAUAGACUUACCAUGCCUAAAUAUAUAUAUUGAGGAUUUUUACUUUGUGUAUAAUGUGUAUAUAUAUAUAUAACAUUUAUAUAAAGUUCUGUUGUAAUAAGUAAUAUGGUAAUAAAAUUUCGCCAACAGGUGGCAAUGUUAGGACAUUGUUACGCCCACAUUGACCUGCUCAGUACGGGACAUUCACCACAGAGACACAUUAAAGCCAAGAAGCGAUUCAA
Molecule: messenger RNA, 3067 nt
Organism: Scophthalmus maximus (turbot)
Lineage: Eukaryota; Metazoa; Chordata; Actinopteri; Pleuronectiformes; Scophthalmidae
Product: WD repeat domain phosphoinositide-interacting protein 1
Exons: 12
Coding region: 339-1706 (455 amino acids)
Biological process (GO): nucleophagy; protein localization to phagophore assembly site; autophagy of mitochondrion
Cellular component (GO): phagophore assembly site membrane; cytosol; extrinsic component of membrane
Molecular function (GO): phosphatidylinositol-3-phosphate binding; phosphatidylinositol-3,5-bisphosphate binding; protein binding
Source: RefSeq, a predicted model, not a curated record